Molecule: messenger RNA, 2167 nt
Organism: Anarrhichthys ocellatus (wolf-eel)
Lineage: Eukaryota; Metazoa; Chordata; Actinopteri; Perciformes; Anarhichadidae
Gene: nat9
Product: N-acetyltransferase 9
Exons: 6
Coding region: 78-710 (210 amino acids)
Molecular function (GO): N-acetyltransferase activity
Source: RefSeq, a predicted model, not a curated record
GUGAAAGAAACGUCAACAUCACGGACGUGGAGGUGAUUUAAAUUUGUAUCUGUGCUUUACAUCUGGAUUUGAACACCAUGAAGAUAAACGAGAACACUUUACUGGAGGGAAACAAAGUCGUGUUGGUUCCUUACAAUGCAGAGCACGUGCCCAGGUAUCACGAGUGGAUGAAGUCUCCUGAGCUGCAGCAGCUGACCGCUUCAGAGCCGCUGACCCUGGAGCAGGAGUACGACAUGCAGAGGAGCUGGAGGGAAGAUAAUGACAAGUGCACGUUCAUCAUCCUGGACAAGCAGCGGUGGGCAGACAGCAGUGUAGAAGAGGAGCAGUGCAUGGUGGGAGAUGUCAACAUCUUCCUGACUGACCCCACAGACCCAACACUGGCUGAGCUGGAGAUCAUGAUAGCAGAGCCCAGUCACAGAGGCAAAGGCAUCGGGAACGAGGUGACACGCAUGAUGAUGAGCUACGGGGUCACCAAACUUGGGGUCAAAAAGUUUGAGGCGAAAAUUGGGCUGAACAACCAGGUCAGCAUCGCCAUGUUCAGGAAACUCCACUUCCAGGAGGUGUCGGUGUGCGAGGUGUUCAAAGAGGUGACCCUCGGGAUGACGGUGGAUGAGUCCGUUCGUUCGAGGCUGCUGAAGGACACGGCCGACAUGAAGGAGAGAGACUACAGGCAGACGUGCAGCAACAGACGGGAACAAGUUCCACAGUAAAGUGCCGAGCUGCCCUAAAGACCUCCAGCUGUGAGACGGGAAGUCGAUUUAAUCAAGUGCAAUUUGGAGGUUCUGGUUCUUUAUGUAAGUAUUUUAAUUUUGAGUUAUAAUCUACUUUUCCACUGCUACAUUUCAGAGGGAACUAAUGUCAGGUGUUGUCGUGUUAAAACAGGAAAGGAUCUUCUCCCAAAGUUGAAAGUUUAUCAUUGUUUACUGCGUUGAGGUUUCCCUUAAUUGAAACUAAGGCUAACCCAAACCAUAUAAACUACACCUGCUCCAUAUACUGUUGGUCAUAUAUUGUUUAUUGCUGGUUCAGAUCUUACUAUCAACAUGAGAUAAAUAUCUCAUUUUUAAGUGUAUUUCCUCUUGUUUUUUCCUUCUAUCUUUCCUUUUUCUGUCUCUUUUAGUCCUCUCUGAUCGGGGGACAUGACACUUUGCUCUUUUUUUUUUCUUUUGAUACGUCGGCACAUUUUACUGAUGAUACUUGAGUAAAAAUUCUGACUGUAAAACUUCUACUUGUGGAGUAUUUUUCCGUUUCAGUAUUGCAACUUUAUCGCAAUGCUGUACAGAUUAAACAAACAAGGUGUUAAUUAGUGAGCUUUAGAAGUGCUGGUCGGUGUAUUUAGUUACUUUUGAAUGAAUAUAUUUUUGUUUCUAGUGUGUGUUAAUUCUAUUUGGAUUGUCAUCCAAUUGAAUCCUCAUCAAUUGAAAACACAAAACCUCAUAAUUUAGUUUGAGGAAACCAUUUUAAGAUACUUAAAUCACACCGUCCACAGGAGCGUGUUUUAUACGAGCAUGACAUGUAAAACAGAACUGUGAAGUGAAUGAACAUAUAAAGGUGAAAGGCAAGUUUGUGCCUCUUUACAUUUGGUUAAAUGUAACAUUAUUCUUUCUUUUUGGUAGUGAACUCCAAACAGUUACAGAAGAGACCAAACCAUUUAUCUUAGUAUGCUUGUUAAGGGGUUGACUAAAACAUUUAAAGUGCAGAAUAAAUCAUGUAGGAAAGUGUAACAUUUCCAUUUUGUGGUGCACAAUGACUGAGGCGUAAUCGGAGUGAAACAUUUCUUAUAUGUCUCAUGUUCCUCGUAAUUGCCACUUUAGUCUGCUGCGUUUCUCAUCAUUUUCUCCUUCGAAACCGGAAGGCUGGUUGUUGAGAUCAAAUGCCCACUGCAUAAUUGAACAGCUUUCAUAACGCACCACAUGACCCAAAAUGUGUUUGCAUAUAAGAAUAAGUUCUUGUAUCCUCUCAAACCUCUGUGUGCUAUUUCCUCCUAUUACAGUCAAGUAAUUCAGUGUGGCUUUGUAGCACAAAGGCAGUAAAACUACCUGUGCAAAAGCACAGUGACUAUAAUCCUGCAGGCUGAUUCAGCAUUCCAAGUAUUGUUCUUCUAAUCUUUAUUCUUCUUUUUAAUUAAUUUUUUUUUAGUUUAAUUUAAAUUUUUUAGGUUAAUUCAAUG